AUGGCUCACCAAGGACAAGCAGCUGAUUACUACAAUCAGAAUAUGGCCGGUGCUCCAUAUGAGCAGCAGAACUAUCAGCAGUAUCCUCCUCCUACUACGGCGCCGCAACAGCCUUAUUACACUCCUCAGCCGCCACAGCAACCGCAAGAACCCAAGUAUUCAGUGGCCCCUCCCACCUAUGGCGACAACUUCGUCGCUCCUCAAGACGACAAACAGACCUUUCAGGAGACGUUCAAGAUCCAGAAGCCUAAAUUUCAUGAUCUGUGGGCCGGAUUGCUGCUAAUCGCAACGUUCUGCGGAUUCGUCGCCGUUUCAGGGCUCACGCUGUACCGCUACUCUAAAUACCAUAGCUUCAAUGGAGGAGGGAUCUAUGGAGCUUCAAACAAUUUCUCGCUGGACACCAAUACCAUUGUCCUGUUCGCCUUCAUCCUCUGUGUCGGCUUCGUAUUCUCCUGGGCGUACUUCCUCGCCGCUCGCGCCUUCACAAAACAAUUCGUCUGGUUGACUGGCAUUCUCAAUUGCGCCUUGGCAAUUGGCACAGCUGUUUACUAUCUGUAUCGACAUUUGUGGGGAGCAGGCAUUGUUUUCGCCGUAUUCGCUGUCAUUGCAGUCAUUGCCUUCAUCAGUUGGAUCCCACGCAUACCAUUCGCAGUGGUGAUGCUACAGCAGACGAUGGACAUUGCGAGAAUGAGGCGAGUACAUGUAUUCUUGGUCAGCUUAAUUGGCGGAAUUGCCAGCGUGGCAUUCGCGGCAUGGUUCUCUGUCACCCUCGUUGCGAUUUACACAUCCUAUAUGCCUGGCAAUUCCGGUAGCGCUGCCAAUCCAUCGUGCCCAGCCGCAGGCUGCUCGAGCGGCAAGGUCAUCGGACUCGUGGUGUUUGUGACCUUUGCGGGUUACUGGAUCACAGAAUGGAUCAAGAACACCAUUCACACCACUGUUGCCGGAGUUUACGGUUCGUGGUACUUCUGCGCCGGUAAACCAGGUGGCAUCCCUCGAGGCGCAACCGCUGGAGCACUGAGACGAGCAACAACAUACUCUUUCGGCUCUAUCUCCUUUGGCAGCCUCAUCGUUGCACUUAUCAAUAUGCUCCGACAAGCCUGCAGCAUUGCCCAGCAACAAGAAGCCUCGGAUGGCAACAUCGUUGGGACCAUCAUGUUUUGCGUUCUUGGCUGCAUUAUCGGCAUUCUAGAUUGGGCUGUUCAGUUCAUCAACAGGUACGCAUUCUCUCACAUCGCUCUCUACGGCAAGGCAUAUAUCCCAGCAGCCAAAGAUACGUGGACGAUGAUGAAAGACCGGGGCGUCGACGCUCUGGUCAACGACUGUCUCGUUGGCCCUGUCCUAACCAUGGGAAGUGUCUUCGUGGCAUAUGUCUCUGCACUGCUGGCUUACUUGUAUCUGGAAUUUACUCAUCCGGCAUACAACGACGGGCGCACCUUCACCCCAGUCAUCAUGGCGUUUGCAUUUCUCAUCGGACUGCAAAUCUGCCAGACUUUUACGACCCCAAUUGGAUCUGGAGUUGACACCCUCUUUGUGGCAAUGGCUUGGGAUCCGCAAGUGGCGAUGACGGAUCAUCCCGAGUUCUGGGAGCGGCUCGUGCAUGUUUACCCGCGGGUGCAGCAAAUCCUGACGGCCGUAUGA
Fonsecaea multimorphosa CBS 102226 is the source of this 1638-nucleotide messenger RNA. RefSeq lists its product as uncharacterized. NCBI's taxonomy places the organism in Eukaryota, Fungi, Ascomycota, Eurotiomycetes, Chaetothyriales, Herpotrichiellaceae. Gene Ontology annotation, biological process: transmembrane transport. Bases 1 to 1638 code for a protein of 545 amino acids. The record is from RefSeq and is a predicted model, not a curated record. Gene Ontology annotation, cellular component: plasma membrane. Gene Ontology annotation, molecular function: transmembrane transporter activity. The transcript is spliced from 3 exons.